Messenger RNA from Diachasma alloeum, 7874 nucleotides. It is a transcript of the gene alpha-Spec, whose product is annotated as spectrin alpha chain. Gene Ontology annotation, molecular function: actin filament binding; calcium ion binding. Bases 293 to 7591 code for a protein of 2432 amino acids. The record is from RefSeq and is a predicted model, not a curated record. Gene Ontology annotation, biological process: actin cytoskeleton organization. NCBI's taxonomy places the organism in Eukaryota, Metazoa, Arthropoda, Insecta, Hymenoptera, Braconidae. The transcript is spliced from 6 exons. Gene Ontology annotation, cellular component: cell projection; plasma membrane; cell junction.
AGCAAGGAUCAAUUACUGGUACGAGUGCCAAAGUAAUUCCGUAAAUGCCUGGAUUCCCGUGAAUUCUCCUGAAUUCAACGUGAAUAAAUGUGUAGAGUGAAUUCCCGGGGUUGAGGAGUCGUUUAAGCCGAAAAAAUCGUGAUUUUUUGUUUCAGAAUUUGUGAAAGUACGCCGUCUCUGGAGAGUUUAUCGAUCCCACCGUUGCUCAGCCACACCCGACGGCCAUUUUGGGGCUUGAUUGCUCAGGGUAAACCACUCGGGGACGUCCCCAACGUCCGGUGAUCGUCUAAUAAUGGAUCAGAUAACGCCGAAAGAGGUGAAGAUCCUCGAAAAUCCUGAGGACAUUCAGGAGAGGAGGGAACAGGUGCUCGGGAGGUACUCCAAUUUCAAGGCGGAGGCCAGGAGCAAGAGAGAUAAACUCGAGGACUCACGUCGAUUCCAGUACUUCAAGCGCGAUGCCGACGAGCUCGAGGGUUGGAUAUACGAGAAGCUGCAAGCGGCCUCGGACGAGAACUACAAAGACCCCACGAACCUCCAAGCAAAGAUCCAGAAGCACCAGGCCUUCGAGGCGGAGGUGGCAGCGCACUCUAACGCGAUCGUCCUCCUGGACAACACCGGCUCUGAGAUGAUCGCCCAGCACCACUUCUCCAGCGACCUAAUCCGAAAGCGCCUGGAGGAGCUGCACCGUCUGUGGGAGCUGCUGCUCUCGCGCCUGGCCGACAAGGGUCUGAAGCUCCAGCAGGCGCUGGUCCUGGUCCAGUUCCUCCGCCACUGCGACGAAGUCAUGUUCUGGAUCCACGACAAGGAGGCCUUCGUCACGACAGACGAGUUCGGCCACGACCUUGAGCACGUGGAGGUGCUGCAACGAAAGUUCGACGAGUUCCAGAAGGACAUGGCGAGCCAGGAGUACAGAGUGACAGAAGUAAACGAACUGGCUGACAAGCUUCUGCUGGACGGCCACCCAGAGCGCGACACAAUCCUGGGCAGAAAGGAGGAGCUGAACGAGUCCUGGCAGAGGCUGAAGCAGCUGGCGAUCCUUCGUCAGGAGAAGCUGUUCGGCGCCCACGAGAUCCAGAGAUUCAACCGAGACGCAGACGAGACGAUGACGUGGAUAGCUGAGAAGGACGUGGUGCUGUCCUCUGAUGACUUUGGCAGGGACCUGGCGAGUGUCCAGACCCUCCAGCGAAAGCACGAGGGAAUCGAGCGUGACCUGGCAGCCCUGGAGGACAAAGUCGCGACCCUGGGAGCCGAGGCUGAUCGUCUGGCUGCCAUCCACCAGGCGGACCACUCCCAGCAGAUCCAGGCGAAGAGGGCAGAGAUCCUGGCCUCGUGGGAGAGCCUGACAGCCAAAGCAAAGGAGAGAAGAUUCAAGCUCGACGAGUCGUACUAUCUCCACAGAUUCCUGGCUGACUUCAGGGACCUGGUCUCGUGGAUGAACGACAUGAAAGCCAUAAUAUCAGCUGACGAGCUCGCCAAGGACGUGGCAGGAGCAGAGGCCCUUCUCGAGAGGCAUCAGGAGCACAAGGGGGAGAUUGACGCCAGGGCUGACAGCUUUGACGCUGCGACCCUCGCUGGCAACAAACUCCUGGAGAGAAAGCAUUACGCCGCUGAGGAGGUGGCCAGGAAGCUCGACUCCCUGGCCGAGGACAAGUCGAGUCUGCUGCUUCUCUGGGAGCAGCGGAGAAUUCUCUAUGAACAGUGCAUGGACCUUCAGCUCUUCUACAGGGACACUGAGCAGGCCGACGCCUGGAUGGCGAAGCAGGAGGCCUUCCUGGCCAACGAGGACCUGGGGGACUCCCUCGACAGCGUUGAGGCCCUGAUAAAGAAGCACGAGGACUUUGACAAGUCUCUGGCUGCCCAGGAGGAGAAGAUCAAGGCCCUGGACGAAUUCGCUGGCAAGCUGAUCGAGGGUGAGCACUACGCAGCUGACGAUGUCGCCCAACGAAGGCAGUCCCUCCUCCAGAGGCGAUCAGUUCUGCUCGUCAACUCUGCUGAGAGGAGGAGAAAGCUGGAGGACGCCUACAAGCUCCAGCAGUUCGAGAGGGACUGCGACGAGACCAAGGGCUGGGUAAACGAGAAACUCAAGUUUGCCACUGACGACAGCUACCUCGACCCCACGAAUUUAAACGGCAAAGUCCAGAAGCACCAGAACUUCGAGCAGGAGCUCAACGCCAACAAGACCAGAAUGGAGGAGAUGGUGUCCAUCGGGCAGGAGCUGAUCGACAGCGAUCACUACGCGAGUGAGAGGAUAAAAUCCCGGAUCGACGAGAUUGUGUCCCUCUGGGAGAGCCUGGCCAGAGCCACGGAGAAGAAGGGAACGAAGCUGCAGGAGGCGUCGCAGCAGCAGCAGUUCAACAGAACAGUCGAGGACAUCGAGCUCUGGCUGUCCGAGGUCGAGGGCCAGCUCAUGAGCGAGGACUACGGCAAGGACCUCACGAGUGUCCAGAAUCUCCAGAAGAAGCACGCACUGCUGGAGGCCGACGUUGGCUCACAUGCUGACAGAAUCGACAGCAUUGCCCAGGCAGCUGAGCAGUUCGUCAGUUCAGGGCACUUCGAUGCCGACAACAUCAGGUCCAAGCAGGAGCAGCUGGGCGGUCGUUACGCUGCCCUCCAGCGCCCCAUGAGCAUCAGGAAGCAGAGGCUGCUGGACUCGCUGCAGGUGCAGCAGCUCUUCAGGGACAUCGAGGACGAGGAGGCCUGGAUCAGGGAGAAGGAGCCAGUGGCAGCCUCCACCAACAGGGGGAGGGAUCUCAUCGGUGUGCAGAACCUCCAGAAGAAGCACCAGGCUGUUCUCGCUGAGAUCAACAACCACGAGCCCAGGGUGGCUGCUGUCUGCGAGGCUGGCUCCAAGAUGCUGUCCGACGGACACUUUGCAGCUGACGAGAUCAGCCAGCGUUUGAGUGCUCUCGACGAGCACUGGCUGCAGCUCAAGGAGAAGGCGCGCCAGAGGAAGAUUGACCUUGACGACUCUCUCCAGGCGCAUCAGUACUUCGCUGAUGCCAAUGAGGCUGAGUCCUGGAUGAAGGAGAAACGUCCGAUCGUCAUGAAUAAUGAUUAUGGGAAGGACGAGGACAGCUCGGAGGCUUUGUUGAAGAAGCACGAGGCACUUGUCAGCGAUCUCGAGGCCUUUGCCAGCACCAUUGGGGCGCUGAGGGAUCAGGCUGCUGCUUGCAGACAGCAGGAGACACCCACUGUCGACAUUGCUGGCAAGGAGUGUGUCGUGGCACUCUACGAUUAUGCUGAGAAAUCCCCGAGGGAGGUGUCCAUGAAGAAGGGGGACACCCUGACACUGCUCAACUCCAACAACAAGGACUGGUGGAAGGUCGAGGUGAACGAUCGCCAGGGCUUUGUGCCCGCUGCCUACGUGAAACGUGUUGAACCUGAGGUGGGUUUAUCCGCCUCCCAGCAGAAUCUCGCACGUGAGCAGAGCUCUAUUGCAGCCAGGCAGGCGCAGAUUCAGGGACAGUACGAUGAUCUUCUUCAGUUGGCGCACGAGCGUCAGAACAAGCUCAACGAAACAGCCAAGGCUUACGUCCUCGUGAGGGAGGCUGCUGAGCUCGCCACCUGGAUCAAGGACAAGGAGAACCAUGCGCAGGUGCAGGACGUUGGCGAGGAUCUGGAGCAGGUGGAGGUCAUGCAGAAGAAGUUCGACGACUUCCAGGCGGACCUCAAGGCCAACGAAGUGAGACUUGCUGAGAUGAAUGAGAUCGCUGUGCAGUUGAUGAGUCUCGGGCAGACUGAGGCUGCUCUCAAGAUCCAGACGCAGAUUCAGGAUUUGAAUGAGAAGUGGACUAGUCUGCAGACUUUGACUGCUGAGAGGGCUAGCCAGUUGGGCUCUGCGCAUGAAGUCCAACGGUUCCACAGGGAUGUCGAUGAGACCAAGGACUGGAUCAGGGAGAAGGAUGCAGCGCUCAAUAAUGAUGACCUUGGGAAGGAUCUCAGGAGUGUACAGGCACUUCAGAGGAAGCACGAGGGGCUGGAGAGGGAUCUGGCUGCUCUCGGCGACAAGAUCAAGCAGCUGGACGAGACAGCCAACAGGCUGAUGCAGUCCCAUCCUGAUACUGCCGAGCAGACGUACGCCAAGCAGAAGGAGAUCAACGAAGAGUGGACGCAACUCACUGCCAAGGCCAACUCCAGGAAGGAGAAGCUCCUGGAUUCCUACGAUCUGCAGAGGUUCCUGAGUGAUUACAGGGAUCUCAUGGCUUGGAUCAACUCCAUGAUGGGCCUGGUGGCUUCUGAGGAACUGGCGUCUGAUGUCACUGGGGCUGAAGCUCUCCUUGAACGUCAUCAGAAUUACAGAUCGGAAAUUGACGCGAGAUAUGGAAUACUCGAGGAGCACAGAACCGAAGUUGACGCUCGUGCGGGCACAUUCCAAGCCUUCGAGCUCUUCGGCCAGCAGCUGCUGCAGUCCUCGCACUACGCAAGCGUAGAAAUCCAGGAGAAGCUCGAGUCGAUGGCAGAAGCCAGACAAGAGCUGGAGAAGGCCUGGAUCCAGCGGCGAAUGCAGCUGGACCAGAAUCUCGAGCUCCAGCUGUUCUGUCGCGACUGCGAGCAAGCUGAGAACUGGAUGAGCGCCCGAGAGGCCUUCCUGAGCAGUGCAGACGCAGUUGACAGCAGUGACAACGUUGAAGCCUUGAUAAAGAAGCACGAGGACUUUGACAAAGCGAUCAACGCCCACGAGGAGAAGAUCGCAGCCCUGCAGACCCUGGCUGAUCAGCUGAUCGCUGCUGAGCAUUACGCAGCUAAACCAAUUGACGACAGACGUUGCCAGGUCCUGGACCGUUGGAAGCACCUGAAGGACGCCCUGAUCGAGAAGCGAUCGAAGCUGGGUGAAUCCCAGACUCUCCAGCAAUUCUCUCGUGACGCCGACGAGAUGGAGAACUGGAUUGCUGAGAAGCUCCAGCUGGCGACUGAGGAGAACUACAAAGACCCAGCGAACAUUCAAUCAAAGCACCAGAAGCAUCAGGCAUUCGAGGCAGAACUGGCAGCCAAUGCUGACAGAAUCCAAUCAGUUCUGGCGAUGGGUGGCAAUCUCAUCGAGAAGCACCAGUGCGCAGGCUCUGAGGACGCUGUCCAGAAGAGAUUGGCAUCGAUCGCUGACCAGUGGGAGUACCUCACCCAGAAGACGACGGAGAAGUCCCUGAAACUGAAGGAAGCCAACAAGCAGAGGACCUACAUCGCAGCUGUCAAGGACUUGGACUUUUGGCUGGGAGAGGUGGAGAGUCUUCUGACAUCUGAGGACGCUGGCAAGGACUUGGCGUCUGUUCAGAAUCUCAUGAAGAAGCAUCAGCUGGUGGAGGCCGACAUCCAGGCUCACGAGGAGCGUAUCAAGGACAUGAACGCCCAGGCUGACUCUUUGAUCGAGAGCGGACAGUUCGAUGCUGCUGGCAUUCAGGAGAAACGGCAGAGCAUUAAUGAAAGGUACGAGAGGAUCAGGAAUCUUGCAGCUCAUCGCCAGGCAAGGCUCAACGAAGCGAACACCCUCCACCAGUUCUUCAGAGACAUCGCAGAUGAGGAGUCCUGGAUCAAGGAGAAGAAGCUUCUCGUAGGCUCUGACGACUACGGAAGGGACCUCACAGGCGUUCAAAACCUCAAGAAGAAGCAUAAGAGGCUCGAGGCCGAGCUGGGGAGUCACGAGCCUGCCAUUCAGGCUGUUCAAGAGGCUGGUGAGAAGCUCAUGGAUGUCUCCAACCUGGGGGUGCCUGAGAUUGAGCAGAGGUUGAAGCUUCUAAACCAGGCUUGGGCAGAGUUGAAGCAGCUGGCAGCCACCAGGGGCCAGAAGCUCGACGAAUCGUUGACUUAUCAACAAUUCUUGGCUAAAGUCGAGGAGGAGGAGGCCUGGAUCACCGAGAAGCAGCAGCUGCUCUCAGUGGAGGACUACGGUGACACAAUGGCUGCUGUUCAGGGUCUGCUGAAGAAGCAUGAAGCCUUUGAGACGGAUUUCGCUGCUCAUGGGGAGCGAUGCAAGGACAUCUGCGAGGCCGGUGAGUCCCUCAUCAAGGCUGGAAAUCAUCGGGCUGAUGCCAUUGGCCAGAGGUGCAAUCAACUGCGAAACAAGUUGGAACAGCUGGGGGCUUUGGCCACCAGGAGGAAGACUCGACUCAAUGACAAUUCAGCUUAUCUCCAGUUCAUGUGGAAGGCUGAUGUCGUCGAGUCCUGGAUCGCUGACAAGGAGACCCAUGUCAGGUCUGAGGAGUUUGGCAGGGAUCUCUCCACUGUCCAGACACUACUGACCAAACAGGAGACCUUCGAUGCUGGACUACAUGCCUUCGAACACGAGGGCAUUCAGAACAUCACGACUCUGAAGGAGAGACUGGUGGAUGCCGGCCACGAGCAGACUGCUAAUAUUCAGAAGAGACAUGCUGAUGUCAUCACUCGCUGGCAGAAACUACUGGCUGACUCUGAUGCUAGGAAACAGAGACUUCUUCGCAUGCAGGAUCAGUUCAGGCAGAUUGAAGAGCUAUACCUGACAUUCGCGAAGAAAGCAUCAGCCUUCAACUCGUGGUUCGAGAACGCCGAGGAGGAUCUGACAGAUCCAGUGCGUUGCAACAGCAUCGAGGAGAUUCGCGCCCUGAGGGAGGCCCACGCCUCCUUCCAGGCGAGUCUGUCCUCCGCCGAGGCGGACUUCCAAGCUCUGGCUGCUCUCGACCGCCAGAUCAAGAGCUUCAACGUGGGUCCGAAUCCCUACACCUGGUUCACGAUGGAGGCCUUGGAGGACACCUGGAGAAACCUCCAGAAGAUCAUCAAGGAGAGGGACGUGGAGCUGGCGAAGGAGGCCCAGAGGCAGGAGGAGAACGACAAACUGAGGAAGGAGUUCGCUAAACACGCCAAUGCCUUCCACCAGUGGCUGGCAGAGACCAGGACCUCGAUGAUGGAGGGCUCUGGCUCCCUCGAGCAGCAGCUGGAGGCGACCAAGAAGAAGACUCACGAGGUUCGCGCCCGCAGACAGGACCUCAAGAAGAUCGAGGACCUGGGGGCCAUCCUCGAGGAGCACCUGAUCCUGGACAAUCGUUACACUGAGCACAGCACUGUGGGCCUGGCCCAGCAGUGGGACCAGCUGGACCAACUGGGCAUGAGGAUGCAGCACAACUUGGAGCAGCAGAUCCAGGCGAGAAACCAGUCUGGAGUGUCCGAGGACGCCCUCAAGGAGUUCUCCAUGAUGUUCAAGCACUUCGACAAGGACAAGAGUGGAAGACUCAAUCACCAGGAGUUCAAGUCCUGCCUGAGGGCCCUGGGGUACGACCUGCCGAUGGUCGAGGAGGGCCAGCCAGAUCCAGAAUUCGAGAAUAUACUGGACAUCGUGGACCCCAAUAGGGAUGGGUAUGUCUCCUUGCAGGAGUACAUGGCGUUUAUGAUCAGUAAGGAGACGGAGAAUGUCCAGAGCUCGGAGGAGAUUGAGAACGCCUUCAGGGCCAUCACUGCUGCCGACAGGCCUUAUGUCACUAGGGAGGAACUUUAUGCUAACCUUACGAGGGAGAUGGCCGAUUACUGCGUAGCACGUAUGAAUCCCUUCGUCGAUCCCAGGACCGAACGACCAAUCCCAGGAGCCCUGGACUACAUCGAUUUCACUCGGACACUUUUCCAAAAUUAAUUGGGCUUCUUUUUUGAAUAUUAUAUACUCAAGCUUAAAUUAUUAUUCAUUCAUGCGCAUAUUGCACGACUAUUAUAUUCUAUUGUAUUCAGACCACUGCAAGCUUCCUGUUAUAUUUUACAACAGAUCAGAAAAUUUCGUAAAUUCUUAUAUUACUACUUCGUUAUCGGUUCUGCUUGCGGUGUCCUUCGAAAAUGCAUGUUCGACCUCUAUUGGAGUAUUGGUAAUUGGAAUAGAACUUUGACUGUAGAGAUGAUAUAAAUAAACGUUACUCGACAAACUA